Nelumbo nucifera (sacred lotus) is the source of this 3109-nucleotide messenger RNA. NCBI's taxonomy places the organism in Eukaryota, Viridiplantae, Streptophyta, Magnoliopsida, Proteales, Nelumbonaceae. The record is from RefSeq and is a predicted model, not a curated record.
UGCAACCAUGAUCAUGUUAUUUUUGCCGUAGCAAGGCAAACUCGCAUCAUUUGCGGUCCGAGUACGGCACCAUAAAAGACGAGCUAUAGUUUCUAGGGUUUUAACUUUUAAGAGUUGCAGAGGUCCUUUUAAUGCUCGUUUUUGAAAGUGCUUUGACUGUUUAUUGAACCAAUCUGAUGUUAGCUCAGUAUAAGUUUACCUGAGUUGUUGCAUGAGCUGAAAUUAUAUUAGAAGUUGGCCAUUGUGUUUGCUGUUUAAUCUUCGCAUUUGGUCCGUUUAUUGAACCAAUCUGAUGUUAGCUCAGUAUAAGUUUAUCUGAGUUGUUGCAUGAGCUGAAAUUAUAUUAGAAGUUGGCCAUGGUGUUUCCUGUUUAAUCUUCGCAUUUGGUCCGUUCAAAUGAUUCCUUAUUCCUUAUCGAGUUCUCGUUUCUUUUCUGCUUUUGAACUGUACAUUUCUGUUGGUGGAGGCUCCCUUUCUUGUGGAGUUGUUAUCUAGUCUUUGAAUGUGUGCUUAUUUGCUUGUUUUGUAGGGUUCUAAUGGUGGUUGAUCUAAAUGUAACGCAUGCUUUGCUAUAACCUUUUUUUUUUUCUUUAAUCUCGCUUGCAUUUUGUGGUACAAUUUUUGUGUAUUUACGUGUUGUGUGGUUUCUCUCAACCUACAUGAUUCUUAUUUUUAGGGUUUAGCAUCUUUUGCUUCAGUGAAGCUGUUGUGAGUUCUUUACAUAUGUAAGUCGCUAUCUCUCGUGUCCAUUGAAAGCAAUAAUGAGCAAGAAGUUUGCAUCCACCGAGAAAAUUAAGACCUCACAUUAUAGUUAGAAAAGCUAAAAAGAAAUAUAUGUACUUGCACUUGCCAUUAACAAGGAUACAAAAGACAAUCUAGAGCAACAAGGGGGAAGGUGAGCAUAGAAUCCUAGGUUCUAUUUGCUUGUUACUUACUUUCAUGCAAUGUUUUAAAAACUGACCCGGAGGCCGAACCAUUUUUGCCUCCAGGUCAUGGGUCACCGGUUCGACCAUUCGGGUGGAACGGGUCAUACCGUCCUACAUGUAUUUAAGUUUUGAGGAAUUCCAGAAAGGGGAGUUCAGGACUUAAGGGAUGGAUGGUAGCAGUGACAGUGAAUGGAGCAAUAACUCUGAAUGGGAGAUUGAAGAUGAAUUGGAAAUUCAGAAUUUUCCAUCUUUUCCAACUUUGACAGUUCCUGCUCAAGUUCUUGCAGUCUGUGGGAAGAGUACACCUGAAGGCUCUUCAUACUCAAAUUUGAUUUCUCACUUUGUUGGAAUGGGCUUCCAGAAAAACAUGGUGGCUAAAGCAAUUGAGGAAAAUGGGGAGAGAAAUGCAGAAGCAAUUCUUGAAACACUCCUUACACACUCGGUUCUUGAGAAAUCCCCUCCAGACUACGAAAUUAUUCCAUCAGACACAAGUUAUUUAGAAAGGAAACAAGAUACUCUUGAUGAAUACUCCAAUAUAGACAGCAGUCCUGGAAACGAGGAAAGAACUGAUAAAUCAUCUGACAAUGAGAAGAAAUUGCUGUUCUUAGUUGAGAUGGGCUUUUCAUUGGAUGAGGCUUCAUCUGCUAUGGCUAAUUGUGGUCCAGGUACAUCAAUUGUGGAGUUGAUGGACUUUAUAUAUUCUGGACGAAUGGAGAAGACAGCUAGUAGUUCACUGAGCACACCACAACCAACUUCAGAUGAAGAUGAGCUUGGCCCCAAUCACUCCCACAGUGGUCCUGCAGAUAAAAAGAGAAAGUGCUUUGAACACGAGGACAGGUGGAAAAGAAAAUAUGAUUCAUGGCGAAUGAAUCAAAAAGAAUCAAGGAAGAAACAAAAGAAACUUUUUGAAAAUGAAGAUGAUGAGACAGUUCAUACAUCAAAACACAUGGUAGGAUUUGGAGUCCCUAAUGGACCUAAGCCCAUAUUCCAGGAUAGAACAAUUCCCCCAGCAGCUGUUGGGCGUCCCUACUUCUACUAUGAAAAUGUGGCUAUUGCUCCUAAAGGGGUAUGGAGUACCAUCUCCCGCUUCUUAUAUGAUAUCGAGCCCGAGUUUGUGGACUCCAUGUAUUUCUGUGCAGCUGCAAGGAAAAGAGGUUAUAUUCAUAAUCUCCCAAUCCAUGGUAGAUUUCCUCUCCAACCAAUUCCACCACUUGCAAUCCAAGAAGCAUUUCCUUUGUCCAAGAAAUGGUGGCCGUCUUGGGACAAAAGAACAAAACUCAACUGUCUCAACACUUGCACAGCCAGUGCAAAAUUGACAGAGAGGAUUCGGUGUGCCCUUGAAAUGUGGGAUGAGGAGCCGCCUCUAAAGACUCAAAAAUAUGUUCUUUAUGAAUGUAAAAAAUGGAAUUUAGUUUGGGUUGGCAGAAAUAAGGCUGCUCCACUUGAGCCUGAUGAAAUAGAGAUGUUGCUAGGGUACCCAAAGAACCAUACUAGGGGAGGUGGAACCAGUAGGACGGAGAGAUUUAGGGCACUUGGUAAUUCAUUUCAGGUUGACACUGUGGCCUUCCAUCUCUCGGUUUUGAAGAAUAUGUUCCCAAAUGGCAUUUCAGUACUUUCUCUCUUCUCUGGUAUUGGGGGUGCUGAAGUUGCUCUGCAUCGACUGGGUAUUCCCUUGAAAAAUGUAGUUUCCAUAGAGAUUUCAGAAAUUAACAGAAAUAUCCUUCGAAGCUGGUGGGAUCAGACAAACCAGAAAGGAAAUCUGAUCCACAUUGCCGAUGUUCAGCGGCUGACGAUUCAUAAGUUGGAACAGUUUAUUAACUCAUUUGGUGGAUUUGAUCUUAUUAUUGGUGGGAGCCCGUGUAAUAAUCUUACAGGCAGCAACAGAGUAAGCAGGCAUGGACUUGACGGAAAAGACUCAGGUCUGUUCUAUGACUACUUUCGCAUUCUAGAUAUUGUCAAGACAAUUAUGAUAGGGUAAAAAUUCAUGAUUCUGCAAGGACAAAAAAUCUGAAAGGGCAACAACCAACAAUGCUAUGCUACAAAAUGUUAGAAUUUGUUUUUUGUUUUUUUCUGUUGUUCCAGACCUCUUUCUGGACUUGCUAUGACAUUUAGAAAUAGUAUGUAUGGAUCUGCAUGGUAACAUGUCCAGUGAACCUAUAUUAUAAACAUUACCUUGUUUGCUA